CGAGUUUUAGACCGCAUUAAACAUUCUUUUUUACUUUUUCUUUCUCUUUAAAAUCAGUCAUGAUGAAUACAGUAGAGAAUGAACAUGAAUUAAUAGACGUAGAGCUCUGGAAAGCUGCAGCCAAACAGAUCGAUUGGUUUGAGCCUCCUACCUCUGUCUUGGGUCGACGUGACGGACCAAAUCCAUACAUAUGGUUUCCGAAUGGUACGCUUAAUACAUGCUUCAACUGUCUUGACCGUCACUUGCCUUCACUUGCAAAUCAGCCUUGUCUCAUAUACGAUUCGCCUGUGACCAACACAAAGAUGACAUUGACAUACCAGCAAGUGCUCGAUCAGGUCCAGCUGCUGGCUGGUGUCCUACGAUCUCACGGUGUGCACAAGGGUGAUACCGUCUUAAUAUAUAUGCCGAUGGUACCUGAAGCUGUCUUUGGGCUCUUGGCAUGCGCUCGACUUGGUGCGGUCCACAGCGUUGUCUUUGGCGGAUUUGCACCUAAAGAGUUGGCAAAACGAAUAGACGAUUGUCAGCCCAAGGUUGUGUUAACAGCAAGCUGCGGUAUUGAGCCAAAACGCGUCAUUGCCUAUAAGCCCUUGUUAGAAUCUGCAUUAAGUAUGUGCAGAUAUCAAGUGCCUACACGCAUUGUGUAUCAGCGGCCUAACCAGGUGCAGGCAGAACUAAGAAAAGGCGAUUUUGAUUAUUAUCAGGAAAUAGAAAAAGUUCGAGCCCAGAAUAACGCUGUCAAGGAAUGUGUUCCUGUGUUGAGUGAUGAUCCUCUAUACAUUCUUUAUACGAGUGGUACAACAGGGCAGCCAAAGGGCGUCGUUCGCUCUAAUGGUGGAAAUGCUGUUGUGUUACGGUGGUCAACUGAAUAUGUAUUUAACAUAAGAAAAGGCGACACAAUCUUUACUGCAAGUGAUAUUGGAUGGGCCGUCAGUCACAGCUUUACAGUAUAUGGUCCUCUUCUGACAGGAGCAACCACGAUCUUGUACGAAGGUAAACCUAUCGGCACACCCGACGCAGGCGCGUUUUGGCGCUUGGUGUCUGAGUAUGGCGCCAAGACGAUGUUUACAGCGCCUACAGCAAUGCGCGCAAUCGCACGUGAGGAUCCAAAGGGAGAGAUGGCCAAGCGAUACGACCUAAGCAAAUUGACAAGCUUAUUCUUGGCCGGUGAACGAAGUGAUCCUGAGACACUCAAGUGGUGUCAACAGUUGGUUGGGGACCAUUGCACGGUGAUUGAUAACUACUGGAGUACUGAGUUGGGUUCGCCUGUGACAGCCACUUGUGCAGGCGUAGAAAAGAACCCGCGUAAGGCAGUCAAGUGGGGUUCUGCCGGUCGUCAAGUGCCUGGGUCAAUCAUUUGCGUAUUAAAGGAAGAUACAUUAGAAGAGUACAAGGAGCCCAAUAAGUUUGGCAAUAUCGUCUUGAAAUUGCCUCUACCGCCUGGUGCAUUUCCUACAUUAUGGAAGAAUGAUGAAGGGUACAAGAAAAGUUAUUUUGACAAGUUUCCAGGGUACUACGAUACCGGAGACGCAGGCAUGAUUGACAAAGAAGGGUUUGUUCAUAUCAUGUCAAGAACGGACGACAUUAUCAAUGUCGCUGGCCAUCGCUUGUCGACUGGAUCGAUUGAACAAAUCCUCAUCUCCCAUCCUUCUGUAGCCGAGUGUUGUGUGGUUCCAUUAGCGGAUCAAUUAAAGGGUCAUGUGCCCUUGGGUAUCCUUGUACUCAAUCGAGCACAUGAAGAUACGAAGCGACUGAUAAAGGAAUUGAUUGAAGCUACCCGUCGAGAUUUGGGAGCUAUUGCUUGCUUUGAAAAAGCAGUGAUUGUGCCUCGAUUGCCCAAAACAAGAAGCGGAAAGGUGUUGAGAAGAAGUAUUCGUGAAAUGGUAGACGGUAAACCAAUCGUGGUACCAGCAACUAUUGAAGAUGAAAAUACUCUAUUUGAGAUUUAUGAAAUAUUGAAGCACAAUCAAUUGAUUCCAUUUAAACAAAAGACUUCAAAACUUUAAAUAAAGAUGUCCCUAGUUACGACAAGAUCAUCUCUUAGUCUCCAGC
Messenger RNA from Rhizopus microsporus ATCC 52813, 2049 nucleotides. Its product is annotated as acetyl-CoA synthetase-like protein. The transcript has 6 exons. Bases 60 to 2003 code for a protein of 647 amino acids. NCBI's taxonomy places the organism in Eukaryota, Fungi, Mucoromycota, Mucoromycetes, Mucorales, Rhizopodaceae. The record is from RefSeq and is a predicted model, not a curated record.